Molecule: messenger RNA, 2953 nt
Organism: Trifolium pratense (red clover)
Lineage: Eukaryota; Viridiplantae; Streptophyta; Magnoliopsida; Fabales; Fabaceae
Exons: 11
Coding region: 466-2451 (661 amino acids)
Biological process (GO): proteolysis
Molecular function (GO): cysteine-type peptidase activity
Source: RefSeq, a predicted model, not a curated record
ACCGGUAGUGGAAUCCUAAUAGUGUUAUUAGUUUUUUCAUAUUCCCACUUUCCACUACCGAUCUAGCUUAUCACCGGUAGUGGAAUCCUAAUAGUGUUAAUUAUAUUUUUCAUUCUUCCCAAUUUCCCUCAUUCUGCAAACGCGAAGAAGAACACACUCUCCAAUCCAAUCGUCCCAAUUCUAGUUCUCCCUAAUUUGUUCCUCAAAUCGUCCCAAUUUCUUCAAAUCAAACACUCUCCAAUCGUUCUCCAAUCAUUCUCCAAUCUCUCCAAUCUCCAAUCGUCCCAAUUUCAUUCGCGGUUUCAUUCUCCAAACCCUAGACGGAACGACGAACCUGCAAACGCUUAAUCGCCUCCAAAUCUCUUCGUUUUCAUUCGGUAAAGGGGCUGGUGUUGCUGUUUUUUGGUGUUGUCCUCUUUGUUUGAGGUUAGAAGGUUCAAUCACGGUCUCAUCUACAGAUACGAUAUGGCUGAUUCAACCGACAACUCUGCUGAAACUAGUCAACGUAAUAAAAAAAGUGUUAGAGGUCCCACUAUGUUGAAAGCAAUUGAAAACGUUCGUAAAACGGGUAUAAAGAUCCCUCUCCAGUUUGAUCUAGAAACUGGAGAGUGUUAUGGUAACAAUGCCUCCCAUUUUAAGAGUUACGUAGCACUUCUUACUCGAGAAAGAUGCAGUAUUGCGAAAGAGUUGUGGAAACAUAUACCUGAAGGAGUAAAAAAUGCUAUGUGGACAGAUAUUAAGGCUAUUUUUGUUAUACCCGAGUUUGAUGAUGCAAAAAGGAAUGAUCAUUUUAAGAAAAUAUGGUUUCACUAUGCGGCGGAGCGGUGGAAAGAUUUUAAAUCACGGUUGACUAGAACUUAUAUCACAGACCCCAAACCAGAUGACGUUCCUCCAUACGUCAAGUAUCCUUACAUCAAAAAAGAUAUAUGGGAAGAGUUUGUGAAGUAUCGACAGACCUCUGAUUUUAAGGAAAAAAGUCAAAAGGGUAGGGAGAAUCAUGCAAAGAAUGUUUACCCACAUGUAUUAUCCCGUGGAGGGUAUAAGAGGCUCGAGGAGCAGAUGAUCAAUGAAAAGAGAUUGUCCUUAUCGAAAGAUAGUUCUGGCUUAACUGAUGAUGAUCGUCAUCCAUCUCCACCGGAACGCUAUGAGACAUGGACGAGAGCACGACAAAAGAAAGGGGGAGAAUUCACAUCCGAGCCUGUAAAAAAAGUUGCUGAGAAAAUUGAGAAAAUUGUUGAAGACUCAAAAAAGGGUGACUUUGUUCCAACGAGACGUCACGAUGUCCUAACAGAAGCCAUUGGAACACCUGAGCAUGGUGGUAGUGUUCGUGGUGUUGGAAAAAAACAUAACAUUACCACUUACUGGGGAAGAUCAAAGGUUUCACGUCAAAGUCAAGGUAUAGAUGUCAAAGAGCAACUAGCAGCAUUUAAAGCAGAUUUGGAAGCUAAGUUUGAGGAAAAGUUGGCGCAAGAGCGUAAGAUGAUGCAAGAUUCUCUUAUGGAGACACUAAAGUCCAUGGGUUUAUCCCAAACCUCUGAUACAAAUAAUAGAGUCAUGGUACCUGAAGCGCAAACUGAACAACUUGUUGUCACCGGAAGCGCAAAAGGGAGUUGUUCUCCUGCACCGGUCAAGAUGCAAAAUGAACUCAAGGAGGUUGUUGUCACUGAAAGCGCAAAAGGAAGUCGUUCUCCUGCACCGGUAGCAGAGGCUGAAGAUAACAUGGACGAUGUUCAGAAAUUGUUAAUCAUGGUUCUGAAAAAGGGUGAUGAUCAUUUGGAUGUACAAUUAACUCAUUGUUCAAUGUGUACUAAUUUUCUCAUGUCUUGCAAGUGUAUAAGAGAGUUGUUGGUGGGUUUUAUUUGGCUCGACAUGAGUACUCUAAGUGUCUGGUGCUCGUACAUUCAUCGUUUAUGCAUUGAAAACAACACCACAAAUGUAUAUGGAAUUUUGGAACCAAGUUUUCUGAACAUUGUUGGUGAUGCUGGGAAAAAAAGUGAUCAGAGAAUAUCUCAAAGUAAAUGCAAGAAAUACAUCCAGCAUAAGUUAGAAAAUGAAAAGAAAGAGUGUCAAUUAUUACCAUUUAACCAUGGAGGACAUUGGCAGUUGAUAAUACUUUGUCCAAAGAUAAAUACCGUGGUUGUUAUUUGUUCACUACAUUGGAAACUUAAUCCAAUAAUGGAGAAAAUUGUUUCAAGUGUUUUUACGGUUGAUCAAAUGGCGAAUGGCAAUAGAAAGAACAAUACCGUAUGGCUUUAUCCACAAGCGAGGAAACAAUAUAAUUCAAAUGACUGUGGAUACUAUGUAAUGAAAAAUAUGUUGGACAUUGUCACUGCUAAGAUAACUGAUUCUUGGAUGGAGGUAUUUAAUGACCCAAAAGAGUUAACAGCUGAGGAGAUGUAUGAAUUGCGAUUACGUUGGUCAACAUAUUUUUUGGAGUUAUUGGAGGGUUAAGAUUUAUCUGGUGAGUUAUAGGACUGUUUUAGUUUAGGACUGUUUAUCAGAAAGAUUCAAAUGCUGCAUUGUUCAUCCUUUGAACAAGUUGCUGAUAUCAUGACUAAGGCUUUGAGCCUUGACAACUUUUGCAGGAUCAGAGAUAUGUUAGGUUUGUAUAAGAUUGAAGAUGUAAUUGUAAACUGAAUCCUUGUAUAGUAUACAGUUUAGGAGAGGCAUUGUUAGAAUGUGAGCUGCAGAAGCUGCAGGCAUGCUCAUUGGCAAGCCAAGCCCGCGUGUAAGCCAACUGCAGCUGCUAGGCCUGCGCGCGCGUGGGUUACUUAGAGGCCAAGUUAAGUCAGUUAGUUUGUUAUGAGUUUGUUGUAACCUCCUUGCAAGUGCUAUAUAAGGCCUUGUAUAUGUGAAUAAACACUAGAGAUUGCUUUUGCCUUAACAUCUUGUAUAUGGAAUUUUAUGAUGCUGUUGCUGAGAAUCAUAGUUUAACUGCACAUGAAUUUUAUGA